Molecule: messenger RNA, 1068 nt
Organism: Mizuhopecten yessoensis (Yesso scallop)
Lineage: Eukaryota; Metazoa; Mollusca; Bivalvia; Pectinida; Pectinidae
Exons: 2
Coding region: 1-1068 (355 amino acids)
Source: RefSeq, a predicted model, not a curated record
AUGGCUGAAAAAAAUGCUCUAACUUCAGAGGAUGGAGAAUCCCAGUAUAAAUUACCCCCUCCUUUGAAGGAUACAGAGGCGAUAAGCAAUUUAGGGAUUGAUCCUAAGGACCUAAAAAAAGAGGACGGGGAAGUCAAAGGUAUGAGUGAGGAAGAGCUGAUCAAAUCUCUAAAAGCUAUGGGGAACUAUAUUAUUAUCCCUAAGCAACGGGAUGGCUCUCGUACUUCCCCCGCUGUUGCUCCUAAACCUAGGGUGAGUAUACUCUCACCAGUGGAGGAGGACGCCUAUACUAGGCCGAGAACUAGCUCAAUCGCGGCAGGCGAUCAUAGUUUCUCGGAGGCCAGUUUUUACUCAAGGCCUCAACAAACCCCUAAACCACCUCUGUUUUCAGGUGAGAACCCUCCUUUGAAAGGGGAUGUCCUGUACUCUGAUUGGAGGUAUGAGAUUCGUUGUCUCAUGUCAGACCAGGAAUUAUCCCAGAGUACGGUGGUUCAGGCAAUACGCCGCUCAUUGCGGGGUGUUGCCAGAAGGACAUUGGUUCAUUUGGGAGAGAAGGCCACUCCACAGGAGAUUUUAACCAAGCUAGACGCUCUAUUUGGAGAUAUAGCUACACAUGGCAUGAUUAUGCAAGAAUUUUUUAACUCCAAACAAAAACCUGAUGAGCCAGCUACCAAUUUUGGUUGUAGAUUAGAGCAAGUAUUGCAAAUCGCGAUUGAGAAUGGGUCAUUACCAAAAUCCGCCAAAAAUGAUCUUCUUAGGCAUAAGUUUUGGACAUCACUACACUCUGAUAAAUUAAAGAGUCAAACUCGUCACAAGUAUGAUACCCUGACUGAUUACGAUUCACUCUUACGAGAGAUCAGGACAGUGGAGAGCGAGUUGGAAUUGGCCAACAACACUACUCAAAAGAAAAAAGGUCAGCACCAAGCAGUUUCAGUCGAGGUUGAUCAACUGAGCGUAGGUGACAUCUCGAAAGACUUUGACAAAAAGUUGAAACUAUUGGAGGAGAAGGCCAACCAGAGGCUGGUGAACAAUCAAAUGGCCAAGCGGAUGUGUUGGAUAGGCUAUUAG